Solanum dulcamara is the source of this 715-nucleotide messenger RNA. Its product is annotated as probable WRKY transcription factor 51. Gene Ontology annotation, biological process: regulation of DNA-templated transcription. Bases 1 to 600 code for a protein of 199 amino acids. NCBI's taxonomy places the organism in Eukaryota, Viridiplantae, Streptophyta, Magnoliopsida, Solanales, Solanaceae. The record is from RefSeq and is a predicted model, not a curated record. Gene Ontology annotation, molecular function: sequence-specific DNA binding; DNA-binding transcription factor activity. The transcript has 3 exons.
AUGAACUCCAAUUUCCUAGAAACAAGUGCUUUCCCUCAGACAGGAAACCCUAAUUUUACUUUUCCCCUUUUACACUCACAUCUGAUGACUCAAGAUUAUAGUUAUAAUUUUGAAGAUUUUGAAUCUUCUUCAUUUCUAGAUCAACUUCUUGUUGAUUAUUCUCCAACCAAUAACAAUACUUGUCUUUUAGAAAAUCACUCACAUAUGAUGACUCAAGAAUAUAGUUAUAAUGGAAGUUCUGCCCAUUCCUUUUAUGCCACACCACCAAACAUUAAACACUUGAAAGAAAAAUCCAAAGUGGGGAUCAUAAAGAAAGAGAUCAAGAAGAAUGAAAGACAUGUUAUUGCUUUUAGAACAGAGACUCAACUUGAGAUCUUGAAUGAUGGAUAUAAAUGGAGAAAGUAUGGCAAGAAGAAGGUGAAAAGUAACAACAUUUAUUUAAGGAAUUACUACAAGUGUUCGAUUCAAGGAUGUGUGGUAAAGAAGAAAGUUGAAAGAGAUGGACAUGAUUCAAGCUAUUUGAUUACUACAUAUGAAGGCAGACACAAUCAUGAAGUCAACUCCUCUCAUUUACAACCGCGGAUUCAUGAUUUGAAUUGAAUUUUCAUAAAGGAAGAUAACAAAGAUUAAGAAAAUGUUAUUUCUAUCGUUGAACCAAUUAAGAAGCUACUUUGUUACUAGGUUUCCAAUGACGACUACUUUGUGAUUUUAGCUA